UGGCCAUGGAUGGCGGCAAUGCAGCAGCAGCGGAGGAAUUGGCCGUGGGUUGCUUCGUCUCCAUCAAGACCACCUUGGGCGACGACUUCCAGGGCCAGGUCAUCACCUUCGACUGCCCCUCCAACAUCCUCAUCCUUCAAGAGGGUUUGAAAGGAGGGCCUAAGCGGAACAUCAGGCUACUCAAGGCCAACUAUAUCAAGGAGUUGAGCUAUUUGGGUCAAGCUGAAGACCCACUUGACAUUAAGAACUGUUACCUUGAUCUUAAUAGUCUCAGAGCCAGAGAGGAAUCAGCUAUCAGACAAGCAGAGGCAGAGUGUGAGAGGAUCGGAGUUGGUGUCACCAGCCAGGCUCAGAACAUUUUCGAUGCCUUGUCUAAGACGCUUCCAGUACGCUGGGACAAGACUGUCAUAGUUGUGAUGAAUGAGGUUCGUGUGAGCAGUCCAUAUCUUCCUGAGUCUGUCAGUGGAGGAACUCCUGCUGCCAAUGAUCGGGUGAAGAAAGUGCUUGAGUUGGAGAAGACUUUUCCCUCAAGGGAUAAGUCAUUGUGGUAUGGUGGUAUGGUGGUCUUGCUGUCAAGACGUAAGACCAAGCAUGAAGUGUUGUAG
Messenger RNA from Rosa chinensis, 605 nucleotides. Its product is annotated as protein LSM12 homolog A. The record is from RefSeq and is a predicted model, not a curated record. Lineage: Eukaryota; Viridiplantae; Streptophyta; Magnoliopsida; Rosales; Rosaceae. The transcript is spliced from 4 exons. The coding region runs from base 6 to 605 and encodes 199 amino acids.